Zingiber officinale is the source of this 1119-nucleotide messenger RNA. RefSeq lists its product as uncharacterized. NCBI's taxonomy places the organism in Eukaryota, Viridiplantae, Streptophyta, Magnoliopsida, Zingiberales, Zingiberaceae. The transcript is spliced from 2 exons. The coding region runs from base 59 to 970 and encodes 303 amino acids. The record is from RefSeq and is a predicted model, not a curated record.
GCUAAAAUGGAUCUGUUCCCGUAGCGCCCGAAAAGAGUUGCUUUUUCCUCCCCCUCUCAUGGCUUUCCUUCUCCCUCUCACCGAUACACCCUCCAACCCUCCCGUCAAACGCCAAUACUUCGGUCGGACGAUCGCCGGCACGUGCGGCCCCCGCAAGAGAACUCCGGCAUCGUGCUCUGCUCGUGGUCCGGUCAAGGACGUGGUGAGGGAGAGGGUUAUUAGGGUUUGCGAUCCUCUGCGCAGCGGCGGCCUUGUCCUGUCUCCGAUUCCGUCCCUUACGCUUCUCGGCAGUGUUUCGCCUUCUUCGCUCCCGUCUCCAUCCCUCAAGCCGGAACAGCAGACGGACGAGGAGGAGGAGGGGGAGAAGCAACGGUAUUAUGUUAACAUGGGAUAUGCAAUUCGCUCCUUGAGGGAGGACUUUACUGAUAUCUUCCAGAGGGAACCCAACUUCGAGAUUUAUAGGGAUGAUAUUGUCUUCAAAGAUCCUUUGAACUCCUUUGUUGGGAUAGACAAUUACAAACGUAUAUUCUGGGCACUUAGAUUCACUGGAAGUAUUUUCUUCCGAGUUAUAAGUAUCAAUAUCGUGAGCAUAUGGCAGCCUGUAGAGAAUAUAAUAAUGAUUCGCUGGAUUGUUCACGGUGUUCCUAGGGUGCCUUGGGAGAGCCAUGGCCGGUUCGAUGGGAACUCCGAAUACAAACUCGACAAGAAUGGAAAGAUCUAUGAGCAUCGUGUAGACAAUGUUGCUCUUAAUACACCAACCAAGUUCAAGGUAUUACCAGUGGAGGAGCUGAUUCAGUUGCUUGGUUGUCCAUCGACACCAAAGCCAACAUAUUUCGAGUCACCACCGCCCAAAGGCAUUUCUUGCUUGCCAUUUUUGUUUAGAUUCUCGUGGAUCAGAUGCUACUUCGUACUCUACCUAAUUAUUGCAUAUAGACGUGCUACAAAGGACUGCGAACUCUCUGUACGCUAAUAUUGCACUUAUCAUCAGUUGACUGUAUCGUGAAUUUGAUUUUGUAUAGUGUAGAAUAACGUUUUGUGUAUAUAUUCUUAGAUUUGUUGUUGCAUAUUCUGAUAGAAAAACGUUUCGUGUAAAUAUUCAUAGAAUUGUUGUUUCUUGAA